AUGCAUAUCCACCGUCGAAAUCCUCAACUUAUUACCUCGGCGUGGGUUAACCCUGCCGACCCUGCUAUUACCAUUUCGGAUGAUAUCGAUAUCGAUAAUCAUGAUCCUCAAUCGUCACAGUUUCAAGAAAAUCUGGGAGAAAAAAUAGGGGAGGAAGAAGAAGAAGAAGGAAAUGCCAAUCUCUCCAACAGAGGGGCGGAUACAAACGCAGAAACGUCAGGAGAAGCAGGAGAAGUAGUUUCCCACCGUCUCGACCAAACGUAUCCUGAUAUUCCACGUCCAACACCUAUUAAACUCCAGACGUCUGGGGGUGAAGGGUCUACUCCUCCUGUUUUGGUUCAAGAUGGUGACAAUAAUAAUAAUAAUACCGGAAAUACGGUUGAAGAUCAAGACAAAAAUGAAGAGAAGGAGGAUGAAGAUGAAGGCAGCGAUGAAGAGAAAGAAAAAGAAAAGGGAAUAGAGGACAUUGCAAAGUCAAUAUCCCUACCUGGUUUGCCCCUUGGGAUGCUGGGUCCUUUGAUGGGUCCUAUCAAUUCGAUCUCUUCGGUUCCUGAUAAUGGACCGGAAGGUAUUAUGGAAAUUGAGGUUAUACCAAGCGGCGGAAUGGACAUUCCUGCAUUCCCAGGGAUGCAAGAUAGGAAUAAUAACAAUAACAUGGUGGAAGAAAUAUGGAUUACAACAGAUGAUUCUUCACCGGAUAGCACUCCACCGGGUGUCGAAGCCGGGAUGUUCAAUCCGUUGGAUAUGCUGGCGAAUCAAUUGGAGAGUAUUAUGGGUGGCAUAUUUGGUGGUAGCGGCGGUGGAAUAAAACCAGAGGAGAAAAAAUUGGGACAACCAAUAGAUGAAGUCAUGUUACCAAACGGAUUGCCACAAAAAGGUCCGGAAGUACCGAUUGGGAUGGGUGGUGAGGGUAUCACUGUUAAUACUGUCGACGUUGGUGGGGGCGGGCCAGUUAAGAGGGGGUGGGAAGAUGUUGGGAAGGUUGUGGGGAUUGUGAUGCUAUCUGUUAUUGGACCCGUUGUAGUUAUUACAGCAUUAGGAUGUGGAAUUACAAUGUUGGUGAAGAGGGUAAGGUCGAAGAGGAAGGGUUAUAGAGAAGUUCAAGCGGGGCUAUGUGGGGACGAGGAGUGGAAUUAG
Orbilia oligospora ATCC 24927 is the source of this 1137-nucleotide messenger RNA. RefSeq lists its product as uncharacterized. The transcript has 2 exons. Lineage: Eukaryota; Fungi; Ascomycota; Orbiliomycetes; Orbiliales; Orbiliaceae. The record is from RefSeq and is a predicted model, not a curated record. The coding region runs from base 1 to 1137 and encodes 378 amino acids.